Messenger RNA from Mizuhopecten yessoensis (Yesso scallop), 756 nucleotides. RefSeq names its product fibrinogen-like protein A. The record is from RefSeq and is a predicted model, not a curated record. The coding region runs from base 1 to 756 and encodes 251 amino acids. NCBI's taxonomy places the organism in Eukaryota, Metazoa, Mollusca, Bivalvia, Pectinida, Pectinidae. The transcript is spliced from 4 exons.
AUGACCUACAACAAGUACAGGGAGGUACCAAAGACGAAAGAACAGAACCACGUGGGGUCAGUGUUAAGCACAUCGUCUAUGAACACAAAGAUUAGAUGUGCCAGUACGUGUGAUAACUCCGAGUGCAUUUCCUUCUCCUACAACUCCGUCACACAUGAGUGCAAGACGUACAGCGAUGAAAUAUGUUACAGAGACGACGGCGUCGGGUCAUCUUCACUCAAAUUCUACACGAAAAUUGUCCAGUUUGUCUCUCUUAGUAACUGUGGAUAUGUCCCCACUGCCUAUUGUUCAGGAGUGUACACCCUUACACCUGCAACUGGCAAUGUCGUGUCCGCGUAUUGUGAUAUGGACACUGCAGGGGGACCGUGGACGAAUAUGAAGCUUCGGAUUGAAAUGGAAGGCUGGAGCGCCCCCCGUAAGCAUGUAGAAUACACUACUUUCAACGUUUCUGACGAGGCUACCGAAUACACAUUGACUAUUGGCGGAUACAGUACGCCAGACGAACUAUUUAACGCACUCAAUGCACAUAAUGGCUGGCCUUUCAGCACCCGUGACAAUGAUAACGACGGUUUCAGCGGCGAUUGUGCCAGUAGUGCACACGGAGGAUGGUGGUAUGAAGCCUGCAUUGACUGCAAUCUGUUCGGGAAUUACACUUCAAACAACGGUUAUAGUGCAAUGCUCUGGAAAUACUUCUACCCUACUGACACGAGCUACACAGCUAUCAAGACACUCAGGCUGAUGCUGAAGGAGAAAUAG